Messenger RNA from Saccostrea echinata, 1632 nucleotides. RefSeq lists its product as uncharacterized. Bases 1 to 1632 code for a protein of 543 amino acids. NCBI's taxonomy places the organism in Eukaryota, Metazoa, Mollusca, Bivalvia, Ostreida, Ostreidae. The record is from RefSeq and is a predicted model, not a curated record. The transcript has a single exon. Gene Ontology annotation, molecular function: zinc ion binding.
AUGGACCAAGUACCGGAUACAGCCCAGCAUUUUAUCGAGUGUGACACGGAAUCCUGUAGGAACUUCUCCGAGUUUUACUGCAAUACCUGUCAUCAACGAAUCUGUGACCAAUGCAAACAGCGCCAUCUAGAGCAGAACAAUGGACAUGAAAUUGUCCUCUAUCAAGAGAGAAAAAGAAAAGUUCCGUCAGAGAAAUGCAGGAUGCAUCCCACCAAAAACAUAGAUGUCUACUGUGAUGAUUGCCAGGACUCUGCUUGUUCUGUCUGCUUUUCGCGAGAUCACGGUAAUCAUCUAAACACCGACCUUGAAACCAUCUACAAUGAAAUCUUACAACAAUGUCAGGAGGAAAUAACAGACAUUUGGAAAACAGUCAUUCCUAAAGCUGAAGAUAAUGUCAAAUCACUUGAAGAGAAAAGAGAAAAUGUUAAGAAAGAAAUUACCAAGUUUAGAGUUUCCAUGAAGAAGAGAGCAGAUGAACUGAAAGAGACAGUUGACAGUGUACUAACUAAUAAUAAUCAAAAACUGGAUGAGAUUGAGAACUCUGUCAUAAAUGAUAAGGUCGAACAACAGAAGAAAACAGAGGACUACAUAAAUUACCUAAAAAAAAUUGUUUCAGACCUCGAGCGUAAAAUGUCAUCAAUAAAACUUUCUGAAGUUAUGAAAUUCUAUAAAGAUAUUUCAUUAGCUACCCUGAAGAGGCCUAACAAAGCUAAACCCAAACUGCCAAUUUUCACACUACGUACACUAAACAAAGAAGAAAUAGCCAAACUACUUGGUGAAAUUGAACUAGAAAGGUUUGAGCUUGCUUCUGUCACAGAAGUAAAUGAAGUAAGUAACCAGGGACAUAUACCUCACCAUUUGUCUCCCUUGCCCCCCGAUAAAUUCUGGGCCCUCGAUAACUCGGGAAAUCUCAUUCAGUCUGACAUGGAAGGAAACAUCUUAUCAAAGGAAAUAUCCACCAGUAUGUGGUAUAUCCGAGGUAACCACACAGUCACAACAGAUGGAGAACUUCUUUACACAAAUAACAAGAAAUACACUGUAUACAAAGUAGCUAGUGACAUGUCCAUCAACAAACUUAUCAAGACAGGGAGUUUGGAACCUGGAGCCAUCUUCUCUUCUCCUUUCAAUGGACACAUACUGGUCGGGAUGGGGACAAAGUCAGACAGCAAAGUAACCAUAUACAACAGAGAAGGAAGGAAGCUUCAGGACAUAAAGAGGGAUGAUGAAGGACAAACUCUGUACGAAGGCAUAGACUACCUCACAGAGAACAUUAAUGGUGACAUUUGUGCAUCAGACAACUAUGCCAAAAAGGUUGUUGUGGUGACCGCAUCGGGAGAAUAUCGGUUUUCUUACUCUGGUCAUGAGUCUCAGUCUGGAUUCCGUCCCUAUGGAAUCUGUACAGAUGUUCUGGGACACAUUUUGGUGGGUAAUGGCUAUAUUUCACAUAGUGAGAAUUGUUCUGGUGUCCACUUGCUGGACAUUAAUGGCCGGUUCCUGUCUUUCCUACUCACACUGGAUCAAUGUCCUCCACGUCCCUGUGCUCUCUGUAUUGAUGAUCAACACAAUCUCUGGGUCGGGGGAAGGAGAAGUUCUACUGUCUCUGUGUACAAGUACUUGCAGAAGACAAAAUAA